Molecule: messenger RNA, 371 nt
Organism: Symbiodinium sp. CCMP2592
Lineage: Eukaryota; Dinophyceae; Suessiales; Symbiodiniaceae
Source: the annotation of a GenBank genome assembly
GUGCUGGUGAACCUGAGAAAGACAAGGGCAAGGACAAGAAAGAGAAGAAGCAGUCUAAGAAGGACAAGAAAAAGAAAAAGAAGCAGACCAGCAGUUCUUCGGAUGACGACACAAGUGAUAGCAGCGAGUCCGUGCAGUGUGACGACCAAGCAGAUGCUUUGUCUGCUUUUGGCCUUUGCAAGAAAGACCUCGUCCGUGGUGAGAACAUGUUGCGAUGGGAUGACUUGAGCUGUCGCCCCUUUGCAUAUGUCUUGUCGUGCAUCACAGAGCAGCUGACAGCCGGAGACGUGUUCGAGCUGGGGGGCGAGCUUGAGCCUCUGCAUGCAUUUGUCAGACGACUGCCCUGCUUUGUACACUCACCCUCAUGUUGA